AUGUCUGAGAGAGGAUCACCCUCAAAGUCAAAUAACCCAAGAGAUGGCAGGGCCAUACAAGGGAAAUAUGGGUCACAUCUACGGUUACCUGAAUCUACAGCUUCUUUUGAGACGAAUGGGAGCGAGAGCAAGGCAAAUGAUUCGUUGUUAAUCAAUGAUGAAUCGUCGAUAUCGGUGGAUCUUAUGCCAUCGGAAGAUUUGAGCCAAGGACUGAUGGCACAUGGCGACGAUGACAAUAUUCUUACGAUAGAGAAUGAGGAUCUACAAGAUUUCAAGAACUUGCAAAGCAAUGUUAAGAAUAUACUCGAGUUAGAUACCUCGGAAUGGUUGCGGAGACCAAUUGCGGAUCAUUGCUCGGAAAGGAGUCCUAACCAUAGUCCGACGCGUAAUAGCGGGUAUAGAAGCCGUAGUCGCAGUCGUAGUCGCAGUCGUAAUAGAAGCCCUCGACGUUCUAUGGCAUCUUCUUCUCAUGGGAUAGUGUUUGGACAAAAUAUUUUCGAGCGAAACGAUGAUUCAAACGUGCUCAACGAUGAGUAUGAACUUCAGGAUGUGUUUAUUGGAGAUGAUGGUUCACCGGCGAAAAGCCAGGCGUCAUAUAACAUUGAUAAUAGGUCUACUGGUACUAGUGGUGAUUUAGACGAUGCGCAGUACGGUUUCCAUGGCGAUGAAGGAGAGGAUCGAGAUGAUUAUAGUGGGGAUGAUUCAUCUGAUGCGUCUGAAUAUUCAAAACCAGUAGAAGAACACUUACAAUUAUAUGGGAAAUCAUUGGGGAUAAUUUCACCCUUUAAUCCCUGGAGGCUAAAAUGUGCGAAGCUACUACUUCACAAAUGGUAUAGACCAAUCUCGAUGGCAGUUCUUCUCUUUUAUACCAUUUUCCUAGGUCAUGGUGUGUUUCAUGGGGCAUAUGGUUCAAGCGACUUACUGUUCCAAAGCAAAUAUCGGACUGGAGUUUACAUUGCCUCGAUUAUCUUUAACUGGCUUUUCACAUUUGAGACCAUUGCUAAGAUUGUGGCUUUUGGGUUCUGGAAUGAUGAACAAUUGAUGAGGGCGACAGGAAGGAAAUAUGACUCGUUGUGGGAACUAACAGGAAUAUUGAAAUUCUACAGGUACUUAGAAACGACUUAUUCGCCUGAGUUUAUACACAAGAUCAUGCCAAUAAGGGCCCUAAUUGAAGAAACUCCAGAGCAGAAGAAAAAAGCUGCUAUGAAGAGUUCUGUUACAGUUUCCGAUUUCCGGAAAGUCAGCGACCCCGUAAAAUUACCCAGGGCAUAUACUCGAAGCAGCUGGGGAAGACUUGAACUACUCUCAACAUUUAGUGCAUGGAUGGCAUUGCUAUUGAGCAUAAAUAACUACGAUGAUAAACAUGGUGCACGGCUGUUCAGACCUUUGAUGGCAUUUAGAAUCCUAAAACUUGUGGAUUUGGAUCAAGGUUUAGUCUCUAUUUUGAGAACACUGAAAUACGGUGUGUCUGAACUACUUAACGUGGGGUUCAUGCUUUUAUACUUCUGGGUAAUCUUUGGAGUUCUUGGUAUACAGACUUUCAAAGGUUCGCUAAAAAGGCAAUGUGUAUGGUCCAAUCCCAAUGAUCCUUCAGAUACUUACCAAUAUGAUAUGCAAUUUUGUGGGGGUUUCUGGAAUACAACAAAUCAUAAAAUAGAGAAUUAUAUCUUUGCCGAUAAUACAAAGGGCCCAAUGGCAAAAGGAUUCAUAUGUCCCCCUAACUCAAAAUGUAUAUCUAACGCGAACCCUUACAAUGGAAGGAUAAGUUUUGAUAACAUCAUAAAUUCCAUGGAAUUAAUUUUUGUGGUAAUGAGUGCAAACACAUUCUCUGACUUGAUGUACUAUACCAUGGAUUCUGAUAAUAUGGGGGCAUCUCUUUUCUUUAUCUUCAGCAUCUUCUUCCUCACUGUUUGGAUGGUAAAUCUAUUAAUUGCUGUGCUUUACUCCUCCUUUGAAGUUGCUCAUGAGAAGUACACUAAUAAUGGUUCAGAUGUAAAGGAAAAUAUUCUAGUCUCUUAUGGAAGAAGAUGCAGAGCUUUUAUUCAGGCAAAGGCUAACGAAUCUCCAUUACCUAAAUGGGCAGAACGUGCUUUUAGAAUUUACAAGAGAGUGGAAUGGGUUUUCGUACUUACGGUACUGAUAAACAUAUGUGCAUUUGCCACACUAAAACAUAACGGUAGUGCUUCCAGAACAAAGAACAUUUAUACCAUCAAUCGUGUCACUUCUGUCAUAAUGUUUGUGGAAACAGUUAUUCGACUAAUCAUAUUCUGCAAGACACCUUGGAAAAUUUUAUCUUCUCCCAGCUAUAUCUAUGACUCAAUUACAUCUUUGAUUUGGCUUAUUAUGUCAAUCAGUCCGAUCCAAGAGAAGCUUGGAAAGGAUUUUGACUGGUUAACAGUAUUACCUAUAUCCAGGUUUUAUAGAGUUGUCAUUUUGUUCAGUGUGACAAGAAACCUCUGGAAAAAAGUUUUGAAAAACGCAUUGGUUAUAUGGAACUUAUCUGCAUUCUACUUCUUAUUCGUUUUUCUAGCUUCAUUAAUCGUUUUGCUAUACUUCGAUGGUACUUUAAACAGAGAUGAUAUGGAUGAUGUUCCUUAUGGGUUUUACUCUUUGCCAAAUUCCUUCAUAACUUUAUUCAAAAUAGGCUCAACAGAAAACUGGACUGAUUCUUUAUAUGCUAUGCAAGAACAUGCUCCAAAUUUGUUUGCAGCUUUUUUUGGCUCUACGUUAAUUAUUUUAUGGUUUAUUCUUGCAAACUUAGUUGUUUUAAACGUUUUCGUUGCUGUCAUUGCCUCAAGUUUUGACGUUGAGGAAGAAGAUAAACGUCCACUACAGAUUAGACAUUACUUGAAAGUGGUGUAUCCGGAGAAGAUCAGGAAUUUUACAAACGUUCCUUUGCUUGAUAGAAUAAGAAGAAAGUUUUCCAAACGUAAAGUGAAUAAUUCUGAAGACUUUAAACAGUUCCUCUUUAGAGGAACUGCUAUCUUAAGCAUUGCCCAAAACUACUCAAAUAUUAAUACAGAAGGCGUGAUGGAUAAUAACGAAUCAAGCGAACUUCCAAAUCCUGAACUCAACUAUUUAAAGAGAGUACUUUGGAGAAUUCGUGCUUAUCGAAGCAUCAAAUCGAAUCCUUUCUUCAAAGAGCCUAAAGUGGUUUUUGUCGAAUCAAAGGACUCGAACAAGCAAAACACUUUGAAAAUUCAAGAAUGGGAGGAUGAGAAAUUGACAUAUUUACGUGAGCAUCCUAGCUUCAACAACACCUAUUUUUUAUUCCCACCAAAUCACGGUCUCAGAAAAUUUUGCCAAAAACUAGUCUCUUCGAGUUAUGGUAAAAGAACAAACAAUAAGAUAUUCUUUGAUGAUACACCAAAUAAGGUCGGAAAUAAUGAGUUUUUUAGUCAUUUUGGAAAAGAUCUGGUAGUUGUGGUUACAUUUAUCUCUACCGUUUUGAUGGUGUAUUAUUCAUGCUAUGCGACUCCGAUAUACCGUAAAACGCAUCAUGACAAAUGGUCCUGGAUAAUGUAUUUCGAACCGAUAUUUGUUUCAUUGUUUACUAUUGAGUUCCUUGUAAAAACAAUAGCGGAUGGGUUCAUAUAUUCUCCAAAUGCGUAUCUUCUAAAUCCAUGGAAUAGAAUCGACCUUUUGGUUUUAAUAGCACUAUGGAUAGAUUUUAUUUCGUGGCUAACCGGUGACGGAACUUUGACAAGAAUUAUUAAAGGUGUGAGCGCUUUGAGAGCUUUAAGAUUUUUAACGAUUAGUAGUAUGGCAAGAGCUACGUUCAAACAAGUUAUGUUUGAUGGUAUUACAUAUAUUUUUGGUGCCUGUGCUAUUGCCUUUAGCAUUUUGUUUCCUUAUACUGUUUGGGGUCUUGUGAUUUUUCGUGGACAACUAGGUGUAUGCAAUGAUGGGGACUUAUCAUAUUCUCAAUGCUAUAACGAAUACUCCAAUACAGUAUUCAAGUGGAAUAUUUUAAUGCCGCGCUCUUAUGGAGAUCCUGUAUUACAUUUAAACUCAUUCUCUAGCGCCUUUAGAUCGAUGUACGAGAUCGUUUCUCUCGAAGGUUGGACAGAUUUAUUAGAAAAUAUGAUGAGUACAACAGGAGUAGGACAGCCGGCAAAACUCUUCGCGUCACCUUAUAAUGGAUUCUUUUUGAUUAUGUUCAACUUCCUCAGUAUGGUGUUCAUUUUGAAUAUUUUUAUUUCCUUUAUUAUCGGAAAUUAUUCCCGCUUGAAGGGCACUGCAUAUUUGACAGUUGCGGAAAAGUCUUGGCUGGAGGUCAAAAGAUUACUAUCACAGGCUAAACCUGAACCGAUGCCCAAUUUUUUCAAUAUGGGAAGAAUAAGAAGAAUAUGCUACCUUUUAGUAGUGGAGAAGAAGAAUUUUUAUUUCUCUGCUUUCAUGCAAAUAAUUCUUUACAUCCACAUAUUCGGCCUACUACUAUCUCGAGAUCAACCUCAUGGACACCUUUCCACAAACCAGAAUGCUCUAUUCAUGUUAACUUCCUCAACACUAUUAAUGCAAGAAUGCAUGCAUAUUUAUGGUUUAGGGGUGCGUCUCUAUGUACGCAAAAAAUGGAAUGUAUUCAGGGCCCUCGUCUUACUAUUCGCAUACCUCACCAACAUCUAUCAAUUUGUGGCCAAACAUUUCAUCCCUUACGCUUCUAAUGGUAGGGAUAUUCUUCAAUUAGCAGUAUUAUUGUUAAUUAUCCCCCAAAAUGAUACGCUCAAUGAGUUAAUUAACACUGCUACAGCAAGUUUACCAUCUAUUCUUUCAUCGGUUUAUUUGUGGUUUAUUCUAUUCUUAGUCUACGCUAUUGCUCUAAACCAAGUUUUUGGUUUAACUAAGUUAGGCCCUAACACCAGCAGGAACAUCAAUGCCAGAACAGUGACAAAAGCGCUGCUUCUAUUAUUCAGAUGCAGUUUUGGCGAAGGCUGGAAUUAUAUCAUGAACGAUUUCACUUUAGAAGAGCCAUAUUGCUUUUAUACUGAGGACGGAACUUACACAGAUUGUGGUACCAAAGCAUUUGCGUACACUAUCAUGAUGUCAUGGAAUAUUCUGUCGAUGUAUAUUCUUUCCAACAUGUUUAUUUCGAUGAUCGUCGAGAAGUUUAGUUACGUGUACCACAGAGAACAGAAGAAGGAUUCUCCAGCAAACCAAGAGGAGAUUCGAAAAUUCAAAGCUGCUUGGAAAAAGUAUGAUCCUGAUGGUGUAGGAGAAUUUGAUAUUCAAUAUUUGCCCAAGUUUAUGCACUCAUUUGAUGGACCGCUAUCUUUCAAAAUAUGGGAAGGUAGACUAACCGUGAAAUCUCUAAAGGAAAAUUACAUGAAGGUCAAUCCAAACGACCCUUACGACGUUAAGAUUGAUUUUGAUGGCCUAAAUAAAGAACUUUCCUCAAUAGAUUACGAGAAGGUUAAAGCAAGAUUAUUAGAGUAUCGUCGGUUCAUCCACGAGAUUAAACUCGAAAGUAAGAAUCAUGACUGCGUUCAAUUCCAACACCUUAUUCGAACAGUUCCACUUUACACCGCCUAUGACAAAACCGAAUGUUUGGGUAUCGAUGACUACGUUAAGGCAAUGUACAACAUCAACAAGAUAGAUAGAUUAAUCGAGAACGAAAACAACUACAAUGCAUUGCGUAUGAUAGCCACUCGUUGGAAAUUCGUUGUCAGGAGAAACAAAAUUGUUCUGCCCGAACUCAAAGUGCCAUUAUCAUCUUAUCCAUACGCUUUCGCGUCAGUUGAUGAUAUAGAUAGCACGAAAUCGCCUAUAAUCAAAACACAAGAGACAAAUCUGCUGUGGUCGCCGAUGCAACAAAAGAAGUCCUGGUUUGGUGAAAAAGAUAGCGAACGUCUCGGUAAAGACAACAACGACUAUCCCAGUUCAUCAGCCGGACCUUUGAUGAAAGACUACCCAGUGGUACAUUUCAGAGGUAAACCGAGAUCGUCAUCAUCGUCUUCAGUUUCCUCACAGGCCUCUGUCGUAUCAGACUAG
Molecule: messenger RNA, 5988 nt
Organism: Kluyveromyces marxianus DMKU3-1042
Lineage: Eukaryota; Fungi; Ascomycota; Saccharomycetes; Saccharomycetales; Saccharomycetaceae
Gene: CCH1
Product: calcium channel protein CCH1
Exons: 1
Coding region: 1-5988 (1995 amino acids)
Biological process (GO): calcium ion import across plasma membrane
Cellular component (GO): membrane; voltage-gated calcium channel complex
Molecular function (GO): high voltage-gated calcium channel activity; calcium ion binding
Source: RefSeq, a predicted model, not a curated record